This is a messenger RNA of Lemur catta (Ring-tailed lemur), 1100 nucleotides long. It is a transcript of the gene TPRG1, whose product is annotated as tumor protein p63 regulated 1. The record is from RefSeq and is a predicted model, not a curated record. The transcript has 5 exons. The coding region runs from base 6 to 851 and encodes 281 amino acids. Lineage: Eukaryota; Metazoa; Chordata; Mammalia; Primates; Lemuridae. Gene Ontology annotation, cellular component: cytoplasm.
AAGAAAUGUCAGCAACUGGGAAUUUUGAAGGAUUCCAGCCUGUGUCUUUGAAGCAAGAGGGAGAUGACCAACCCUCUGAGACUGAUCGCCUGUCCGUGGAGGAGGGGGACCCUGACCCUGGCAAGCAUCCAGUGCCAAGGCGGAUUUCAAGGCAGUCAAGUGUGACUGAAUCAACACUUUACCCCAAUCCUUAUCACCAGCCUUACAUCUCACGGAAGUACUUCGUUACACGGCCAGGGGCCAUGGAGACUGCCAUGGAAGACUUGAAAGGCCACAUAGCUGAGACUUCUGGAGAGACCAUUCAAGGCUUCUGGCUACUGACAAAGAUAGAUCACUGGAACAACGAGCAGGAGAGAAUUUUGCUGCUCACAGACAAGACUCUCUUGAUCUGCAAAUAUGACUUCAUCAUGCUCAGCUGUGUGCAGCUGCAGCGGAUUCCUCUAAGCGCUGUCUGUCGCAUCUGUCUGGGCAAGUUUGCCUUCCCUGGGAUGUCACUGGACAAGAGACAAGGAGAAGGCCUCAGGAUCUACUGGGGGAGUCCAGAGGAGCAGUCCUUGUUGUCCCGCUGGAAUCCGUGGUCCACUGAGGUUCCGUAUGCUACUUUCACUGAGCACCCUAUGAAAUACACCAGUGAGAAGUUCCUCGAAAUUUGCAAGUUGUCUGGGUUCACAUCUAAGCUUAUUCCAGCUAUCCAGAAUGCCUGCAAGGAUGCCACUGGGUCUGGAAAAGGAAGGAGACUGAUGGUGUUAACUGAACCCAUUUUGAUUGAGACCUACACUGGGCUGAUGUCAUUCAUCGGAAACCGCAACAAACUUGGCUAUUCCCUUGCCCGUGGGAGUAUUGGUUUUUGAAACUCUUUUUUGGAACCAUAAGUAUGUCAUCCACAAAUAUGUCAUUAUUGAAGAUUCCAUUUCAGCCCACCAUAUUUUUGGACUGAAACAAUUGAUUACUUUUAAAUAGUACUACAUUAUUUUGAGCAUUCAGUGUUUCAGGAAAUCUAAAAGCUUGACUGGACAGAUAGAUCCACACAUUUCAGACCUCAUAUAAGAAUGAUAAAAUUUCCUUAAUACUAGAAAAUAAAUACUGCUAAGCCCAUCAAA